This is a messenger RNA of Lactuca saligna, 420 nucleotides long. NCBI's taxonomy places the organism in Eukaryota, Viridiplantae, Streptophyta, Magnoliopsida, Asterales, Asteraceae. The record is from the annotation of a GenBank genome assembly.
AUGAAAACACCACCAUGGAUUUCAACCACACAUGGGGCUAUUUUCAUGUCUCCAAGAUAUGGUAGGAAUUCAUUUGGUGCUUUUGGUGGCGGCGGUGGUGGGGGUGGUGGUGCGGGUGGCGGCGGUGGUCUACAUGAAUUUUACAAUGCAUCUCAGAACAUGACGGCAAUGGAUGUUAUGCGACAGUAUAAGGAGUUGGAGGAUGAUGUUAGUAGUAUCGAAGCAGGGUUUUAUCUAAAAUAUGGGUAUAACAGUAACACUUCUCCUUUCACUUUAGAAUGGGGAAACAACAAUAAGGUUGAUGGGUUUCUCUCACCGCCGCCAUAUGGUGCCCGAGGGAAAAGAUCAUAUAUCGUCGUCGUGGCUGUGGUGGCCGCUGGUUGGCCUCUAGAACAAGAAAGGAAAAAGGGUGUUCCUUAG